Molecule: messenger RNA, 8020 nt
Organism: Homarus americanus (American lobster)
Lineage: Eukaryota; Metazoa; Arthropoda; Malacostraca; Decapoda; Nephropidae
Exons: 7
Coding region: 243-6296 (2017 amino acids)
Biological process (GO): actin cytoskeleton organization
Cellular component (GO): filamentous actin; microtubule organizing center
Molecular function (GO): protein binding
Source: RefSeq, a predicted model, not a curated record
UGGAACCCAUAGUUGUCGAUCAGUUGAAAACGUCGCUUGAGGAAUAUAGGCAGCGUGUUGGUGGCGGGGCUUCUUCUUCUUCAGGGAUAAGUGCUAGGGCUAAUCUUUCCGCUCAGGGUUCCUCUUCUGUGCCUUAUGCUUUUUCUUCCAGUCGUACUAAGUCGAGUGAGGAAUAUCUAUUUGAUUCUGGCACAGAAUCAGGUGACGAUUCAAGUAGAAAUCGAAGUGAAUUUAUUAGCUUCAUGGAGGGGAUUAAAGCUUCCAUUAAGGAUGCCAGCUUGAAAAGUCGAAAGUCUAAUCAAGCUGAAGGUCUUGGGGAUCAAAAUUCUAGUGAUGAAUUUAAUACCGAGUUAAUAGUUGAAGUUAAUUCAGUUUUAGAUAAAUUGAAAACUAAUCUUUCUAAGUCUAAGAGCCAGACUUUCUCUGGUGUUGAAGAACAAGGAGAACAGGAAGCUCAGGAUCAACCAGGACUACUUUCACUUAUCGAUCGUCUCCAGACUUCGCUCGGAGGUGUCCUACUAGACCAUGAGACAGAUGAGGAAGGUGGGGAGGAUAGGCGGGCAUCUGCGUCAUGUGCUGACGGUAAGAAAAUAGUUGUUGGCAACAAAGCUGGGGAAGAGGAGGAGGAGGAGGAGGAGGAGGGUGAGGAUGAGGGGGGCGAGGAGGAAGAAGAAGAAGAAGAAGAGGAGGAAGAAGAGGAGGAAGAAGAGGAGGAGGAAGAGGAUGAUGAAGAAGAAGAAGAGUUUGAAGAAGCAAAGACCGUUAUUGAAAAUAAUGAAUGCCCCUUGAGGAACUCGAGUGGGGUAAUAAAGUCUAGCUCAGCAGGUCUGCUUCACUCUUCAUCAUAUGGUUCUUCAGGAGCUGGAAGUCCUUCAGUUGUUACAGGAGGCCUCAAGUUUACCGUUAACUUGAAUGAGGCUAAAGGUAUUGUUUUAAAAGUGGAUGAACUCAAAUCUGACAAACAGCGGAACAAGCGGUCUGAGUCGUCAGAGAGCACAGCUUCCAGAUCGGCUGCAAGUGACCGUCAGUCUUUAGAGAGACAAAAUAGUCGUAGUGAAGCAAGAGUUGUUCUUGCCUCAGCAAUUGGGAAAUGUAAGUCUCGCGAGGAGUUAGUACGACACCUCAGUACCGAUGUUGACGAUGAGGAAGAAGCACAUGAAGAUGCUGAUGAGGUUUCUACAAGGCCAUACGAUGAUGGAGAUGAGGUGUCUACAAGAGACGGCACCCCAGACAGCAGACUGAGUGACUCAGACACGACAAGAAGAAAAGACAAGAAAGAUAUUCCUUGGAAGAUUAGGGCAGCAAAAAGGCGUAUUGAGCGACCUUUGCAGACUAUCCCCAAGGAUGAGUCUGUGGCUUCCACCUCGGUGUAUUCUCACAUAGCAAGUGCUGAACUUGUCACUAAAAGGCAGAAAGAUUACAAUAACUUGUGGGGAUCAAAGCCCACACCUUAUCGUCUUCCAUUUCCUAAUGAAAGUCGUUCUGUCGGUAAUGUUUCUGACAUGAAGAAGAACUGGCAAACUCUACUACAUUCAAAUUCUUUAGAACAAGUUGGAUAUAUACACAAACCUGUACAGUCGAAAACUGCUCAAGAGUUCAAGCGAGAGUAUGGCCAUAUUGUUACAUCAUUCUCUGCAGGCAACUUGAGUCCACACAAUGUUGCACCUUGUGUACCUGAAGACCACAUCAGUGAUAAAAGUGACUCAGAUGACUCAGAUGAUGAAGGGGAGGUAUUCUCCAUUAAGCCAUAUGAAGGAAAAGUUGGAACUAAAGCCCAAUUGCCGGGAAUAUUUCACAGACAGAAUGAGUCGCAAGUUGUUAAACCAUGUGUGGUUUUCCAAAAAAUUGAAAAGCGUGAGGUGCUCAAGAAGAGUGACUACUUUAAGGAAAAAGCCUUAGAAUCUCAACCAGUUCCUGUAAAUGAAAAGAUCCAAGAGGUGAAGAAGAGGCGAGUAAGUCCUAAAAUCCAGGCACAGCAGGUAGAUGCCCCGGCUGUUCCUCCACGGCAGCAGUUUACAGCCGUGGCACCACCCAAGCGUCCUACAUCCCUAGCGAUUCAGCCAACAGUUCCUGAUUGUCGUCCUCUACAAGAAUAUUCAGUUCACAUCAAGGAGGCUUCUGUUGAGGUACCACCACCCUUACCUCAGCGAGGUGAGCAUCCACAGCCGCCACCACUUCCACAAAGAACAGAAGCUGGCCAAAUCGAAUCAGAGUAUCAGUACCACCCACCCACCACCAGUCAUGUUCACAAUGUUACUGCCUUGGUUAAUUCGAGUCAGCAUCUGUCAAGGUCCAAGUCGACUCCUGCUGCUAAUGUAACAUCUGGUCAUAUGGAAUUACGUGUUCCUUAUAGUAAUGUAGCUAGAAAUCGGAGGAAAACUUUGGAAGACACCAAGCAGCGAGUUGGUUUCACUGCAGCAGUUGCUGAAAAAACAAUAAGAACUAACCAAGUAAGUCGUAUACAUAAUUUGAUUCAGAAGCAAGUGUCUGCAGAUGUUGAGGAAACUGGUGCAAGUCAAUGGGUGAAGAAUGAGAUCUCACGGACAAAGAGUGCAGGAUCAGUUGCUGGAAUGGUUAAGAAUCUAGAUAAUUUAAAAGAUGAGUUUGAAAAUGAAGGAACUUGGAUGAUUGUACACAGUCAAGAUAAAGAAUCAAACAGGGGGGCUGGUGUUAGUGCUGGGGUAUCUGAUGACCCCAGCUCUAAACUCUUCACCCCAGAAAUGCUUGUGAAAAUUGCUGUUCACAAAGCAGCUAUUAACAAGCAGCUGAGUGUAGGUGAAGAAAAACGACGGUCAGGAAUGAAGAGAGCAAGUUCGGCAGAGGCGGGAGAAUCUCCAUCUGUGUCAGGUCGUCCUUUUAGGCGGAUGAACACGGUAGGUGGCCCAGAGACAGUGGCUAUUGAACACAGGAACACCGUGUGGCAGGGUGUGCAUGAUCACGCCAAGCAACAACAAAUAUUAAAGAGGAAGCAAGAGGAAGAGGAAGAAAGAAGACAGGAUUUACAAAGGAUACAGCAACUACAGCACCAGCAGCAGUUACAGGAACAACAACAAAACUUGCACAAGCAACAGGCACUACUACUACAACAACAACAAGUACAAAGGCAAGAAGAAGUAAAUAGACAGGAAGAGUUGAAGAGACAGGAAGAGAUAAAGAGACAAGAAGAGAUAAAGAGACAGGUAGAGAUAAAGAGACAGGAAGAGAUAAAGAGACAAGAAGAGAUAAAGAGACAGGUAGAGAUAAAGAGACAGGAAGAGAUAAAGAGACAGGAAGAGAUAAAGAGACAGGAAGAGAUAAAGAGACAGGAAGAGAUAAAGAGACAGGUAGAGAUGAAGAGACAGGAAGAGAUAAAGAGACAAGAAGAGAUAAAGAGACAAGAAGAGAUAAAGAGACAGGAAGAGAUAAAGAGACAAGAAGAGAUAAAGAGACAGGUAGAGAUAAAGAGACAGGUAGAGAUAAAGAGACAGGAAGGGAUAAAGAGACAGGAAGAGAUAAAGAGACAGGAAAAGAUAAAGAGACAGGAAGAGAUAAAGAGACAGGAAGAGAUAAAGAGACAGGAAGAGAUAAAGAGACAGGAAGAGAUGAAGAGACAGGAAGAGAUAAAGAGACAGGAAGAGAUAAAGAGACAGGAAGAGAUAAAGAGACAGGAAGAGAUAAAGAGACAGGAAAAGAUAAAGAGACAGGAAGAGAUAAAGAGACAGGAAGAGAUGAAGAGACAGGAAGAGAUAAAGAGACAACAAGAAUUAAAAAAGAGACAGGAUGAAUUAAAACUACAGGAGGAAGUACAUAGACAAUUGGCAUUACACAAAGAAGAAGAACAGCAGAAAGAAGCACAGCAGCAGGAAUUACAGAGACAACAAGAGUUACAGAGGCAACAGGAAGGAUUACAGCAACAGAUACAAAAGCAACAAGAACAGAUUCGUCAACAGCAAGAGCUGAUCAAGCAACAGCAGUUAUUGCUUCAACAACAACAAUUUCAACAGCAAACUCAAGCUUUAACUCCAUCCUCGGCCAAGAUUGAGAGGCAAUCCUCCCUCCCACAACAACAGAGUGGUGUGCACCAGCCUGGAAAGCCUCUAAGUGCAGUACAACAAGCAGUGAUGGAGGAAACUUCUGGAUCAACUUCAACAUUUACACAACAGGUACAGAGAGGUCAGCAGACGGGUACCAGCAGUGAUGGUCAAGAGACAGUGCGAUUAGGUCGUCGACCCACCAGAGUGCCACUCAAGAGGCAGGGUAGUGUGGAAGGUGCAGCAGGGCUGGUGACCGCCGCACUCACACGACACCAGUCUCGCGAGGAAUUGGUGCGUCAGAGGAGUCUUUCUGCCUCGGGCAGGACUGCCAGCCAGAGCUCACAAGGGCAUGGUUCAAAUCCAGAUCUGGAGGACUAUUUUGGUGACUGUGAUACUGAAGUGAACGAUGAUGAAGUGUUCACUGGUGACAUCACUCAACAUAGGGUACAUCAUGUUAGUGCCAUGCAAAUUGCCACCAGUUCUGAUAUUAAUAAUAGUGCAAUAGAAGUUUCAAAAACUGCUGUAGUUCCUGCACUCGUCAACAGUCCACCUGCUUACGUAGUGGCACAGCCGUUUUCUAAAAUUCCUCCAGAAAAGUCUGGUCUUCGUCGUGUACAGAGCCAGCGAAGCCCACCUGGUCAGGAAGUAAGCAAAGUGACGUGUCCUGAGAUGGAUCGUGUCAAGAGUUACUCUAUCUCUUCACUACCUGAGAGGGUUCACUCUCCACCCCAGAAGACUAAAGUAAGAGCUUUCCAGAAGAACUUCUCCUUUGAUAAUGUAUCAUUUGGUACUCAGAGUUCUUCAGUAUCAUCACUGCCAGACUCUCCUAAGCUCACACAGAGCCCAGAACCGAUUCGCAAAGGCAUUUUUGGGGGUCGAUCAGUGUCCAUGUCGGAAAGUGACAGAACCAAGAGUUCAUCCAUAACAUGUUUAAGUGAUCAUGGAAGUCAAGCACAACAUAGUUCAAGUACAGUAAGAACUGGUUUUAGUGGUUCGGUAUUCAACCCAGCCACACGAGACAACGUUCGGGUGAAAAGCUCUUCUUUCUCUGCCCUUCAGGAACCCUCACAAGUCAAGCCUCCUGUACAGAGUAUUGGCUUCCAGAAUGCUGUGCUCGGCCAAGUCACACAGUCUUUGAAGAAUGUUAAGAGCCAAGAAACUAAAGAAAAUCAAACAUUCCCACAAAACAAGCCUUGUUCAGAUAUCCAGCGAGUCUCAAAAUUUGGCAAUACCUCUACUCCAGCUUCAGGAAAGUUGAAGGCUUCAGACUAUGUGGUGCCUCCUCUGCCAACCACUGCAAUGCGACAGCAACAUCUACGAGAACAACAACAGCAACAAAAAGUGUCCCACUGGGGCAGUGUUCCUGAUAACUCUACAAAACUAAAAGCUUCCGACUUUAAUGUUCCUCCUCUUCCAACUACCAGUUUUUCUCCUCAACAUGGAGUGUCUCGGUGGGGCAGCGUGCCAGACUCUGUUUCCAGAACCAAAGCCACAGACAUCUCAGUUCCUCCUCUACCCUCCUCUAGUAUUCGUGGGCGUCUUAACUCUGCCCCAAGUCAGGAUGCCAGAGUUGCCACCCAACACCCUACAAUGUCACCUUCAAGUAACAAGAACAUUUCCUCGUCAGGAAAUAAAUUUGAACAGGCAGCAACUACCUCAAACACAGCGCUCAUAAGUGCAGGAGACACCAACACCAACUCUUCCUCCACUGUUUCUCCCUUCGGCGUCUCCCGCACCAGUGGCUCCAGUCAAGUGAAUGUUCAAAAGAGUUCCUACUCCACGAGCUUCUCCUCCUCCUCCCUAAACAAAACUGACAGCAAAAAGGUUGUGUCUCCUUUUGAUAAGUUCAAGCAAUUGGAUGCACAGACUUCCCCCCGCCCCGCCAGCUCUAAGUCGAAGUCUGCGGGUGGUGGCCCACUUUUCCAAUUAUCCAGUCAACUGAGUCGCAGCGCCUCUGGGGUGAAGGAUAUGCUGCUGACGUGGUGCCAGUGCCGCACCCGCGACUAUAAGGGAGUAAAGAUUGAGAACUUCAGCACAAGUUGGAAUGAUGGUAUGGCCUUCUGCGCUCUGAUCCACCAUUACUACCCAGAUGCAUUCGACUUUGAUAAACUUGACGCAAAGAAUCGUCGUUACAACUUUGAACUUGCUUUCCGAGUGGCAGAUGAAAAAGCUGGUAUUAUGCCCCUCCUAGAUGUUGAUGACAUGGUCAUGAUGAAGAAGCCAGACUGGAAGUGUGUCUUCACUUACGUCCAGAGUCUCUACAAGCGUCUCAAGGACGAAUAAGUAUGGCACUUAGAAUAAAAACUAAUGACACAAAGGAAUUUUUAUAUCAGUUUUAUAAUAAAGAGUUUCCAACUCAUUUUCUAGUACAUAUACAGUAAUUCGGAAGAUGAGUCCCAUGGACUUAUGGCAUAAAUCAUAUAGAGUUUAGUCUUAAAUGUGUCGUAGCUUCCAUGACAAGUGGUAGCAAGCAGGUGACCAUGUCAUGUGCACCCUGGAGCGUCUGUAACCAUUUUAUACGUAGUAGUUGUCCUGUAGCGUAUCUGUACUUCACUAUUUCUUAGAUCUGAUAAAAAUACCACUCUAGUUAUGUGUUUACCUUAUUUAUUUAUUUAUUUCUUCUCCAUACUUUUCUGGGACCAAAUUUACAAACAGUCAUGAAGUCAAGUGUGUUUCAACAUGACUGAACAGUUUAGAAUAUGAAAAUAGUUAAUGAAAUACAAUAUAAGAAUGUAGACUGAGGCAGUAUUGGAAAUUAUUCAAAUUUCCAGAGCGUUAGAGGCCAUAUCAAUGAUUUCAAGUGUGCUGACUGAGUUAUGGAAGUACCAUGGGAGAUUCACCAGUUUGAAAGAAUUUCAGCAUUGUCUCAUCAUAUACUGGUAUACAUUAUUGCAUAUAAAAUUAUUACACAUUAUUGCACAGUCUGAAAAACUAUAAAUUGGUGAAUAUCCCAAAAUCUGGUUCUGAAAAUUAUUUGUUUUAUAAACUAGUUUGAGAAUCUUGUAUGUUAUACUUCAAGUUGCUGUAAGAAGUAUACAAUCACAUGUGAACAGUAGUAGUAGUACAGUAGUAGUAACAAACUUGCUCCCACAUUUAUCUAACAUUUGUGUUAUACAAAGUUCUCAUAAUACAGAGCUCAAUAUAUUUGUCUGCAAAGAUAUAUCUUUAGUUUUAGCAUCAUUGAAAUGAAUAACCAUUACUAGGGUUAGGGUGAUGCUUAUUAUAUCAGGCUAUAAUAUAUUAUGUUUUAUUUCUGAACGUGGUGAUAAAGUUGCUGCUAGAAUAGUCUCUUAGGAUUUUACUGUGUUUCAAUCUACCAUAUCCUGAUGCUUAUAUCUUCCCUUAGAUUUAUUGGAAAAUUGUUUAUACUACACAUUAUGUCUUGCUUGUUCAUAAUACUACAUAAUCUAUCUUGCUUGCAGAAAUUACUAUUGAAAGUUUCUGUCAGCAUGCACAAUUUUAACCUAAAUUAAACAACUUUAUUCCUUCUUAAAUCACACAGCCGGGAGUGGUCAUUCAUAUUACCUUUCACAGCUAAAUCUAGUAAUUUGUGCUGUGAUAUUAUUGUGACAUAAUUUGGUGCCAAUCAAUGUCUUAAUAGACAAGUCUGUCAGUGGACAGUUUAUAUUAAGAUGAAUUUUUAAUGCUUCUAUGUUAGUAUAUCAAAGGGAACGUAGGACUUGCAGUGUGUUGGGUCUCGGUUGUCUUUUUUUUUCUUUUUUUUUCUUUUGUAUAAAGAGACGAUGAUGGCAUCAGUUCCCAUAGUUUUACAAGAUAUAUUUUAUGUAUGUAACAUGUUUCAUAAAGUUAUUUCUAACCCAUUUCAUAUCUUAAUGAAGAUUCUGGCUUCAAAUAUAUCAUAGUCUUUCUUGUUGUAGGUAAGAAGGAUAUUAAAAAAUGUUAGUGAUACAAACUUGUGUGCUUAACCAUAAUACUGUAUGCUACUUCCACGCUUACAGAGCCUCACUCAUAAAAACUUCUGGUAGAAUAAAUGUCAAUAAAGUAAA